GCUGUGAUCCUACGAGAAAUACUUAAAGGCUUGGAAUAUCUGCAUUCAGAACGAAAGAUUCAUCGUGAUAUAAAAGCAGCGAAUGUGCUUCUCAGUGAACAUGACGCAGCAAUUAAAAUAGCCGAUUUUGGCGUAUCCGCGCAGACAACAACAACGAACAAUAAAGCGGAGACAUUUGUUGGGACACCGUUCUGGAUGGCGCCCGAAGUGAUUGAGAGAGACCACUACGACGAAAAGGUCACUCAUUCUUCCUCUUCUUCGCAAGCAGCGCCUAAGUGUUAG
Messenger RNA from Gongylonema pulchrum, 282 nucleotides. The record is from the annotation of a GenBank genome assembly. Lineage: Eukaryota; Metazoa; Nematoda; Chromadorea; Rhabditida; Gongylonematidae.